This is a messenger RNA of Priapulus caudatus, 3120 nucleotides long. Its product is annotated as guanylate cyclase 32E-like. Bases 122 to 1582 code for a protein of 486 amino acids. Gene Ontology annotation, molecular function: G protein-coupled receptor activity. Gene Ontology annotation, cellular component: membrane. The record is from RefSeq and is a predicted model, not a curated record. NCBI's taxonomy places the organism in Eukaryota, Metazoa, Priapulida, Priapulimorpha, Priapulimorphida, Priapulidae. The transcript has 7 exons. Gene Ontology annotation, biological process: G protein-coupled receptor signaling pathway.
UUAGAAUCGGGCGGUCUGCGCGUGAUACAACGGUACGACGCGCGAGCGUUUACGGCACGAACGCCGACGAUGUGUCGGCACUGACUUAACAAGAGCUACGACUGGUAAAACGACGGGCGAAAUGACAACGCAUGGACCUGUGCUUCUGCGAGUGAUCGUCAGACUACUAUGGCUGCUGUGGACGGCGGAGCUACUGCGGGCCGAAAACUUUACGAUAGGCUAUAUCACCGGGAGCGCCCGCAGGCCCGGCAACAACGAGUACAACCGGCCCGGGCUGGCCAUCAGCGGAGCAAUCACGCUCGCUGUCAACGAGAUCAACGCGAAUCCCGAUCUGUUGCCCAACGACUAUUUGAACUUUGCGGUGGCCGAAACGUACGGCGAAUCCGCCGAGAGCCUGAAACAAACUGCGCUGUUUUGGCAAAGCAAUGCGGCAGUUAUUAUUGGUCCGCAAGAGACGUGCGUUUGCGAGGCAACUCUAGCCGGAUCGUUUGGAAUUCCAAUGGUGUCAUACUACUGUCCGGAAACAGUGGUAUCAAACAAGUACCAAUACCCAACGUUCGCCCGCACGCGACCACCGGACUAUCAGAUCUCAAAGUCACUCGCAGCGCUGCUGAAAUACUUCAACUGGACGACUGUAGCCGUGCUCAGCAGUGACGCGUCCGAUUUUAGCAACGUCGCUACUACUAUCAUCAAGAUUCUGAAGGCGUCUGGCAUUGACGUGGCGACACACAGGACCUGGCAAGGAACGUAUUACCACGAUUUCACCGAAAACCCCUUCGUUAAGCUGGUCGAAGAGACUUUAAUGGACGCAAGAAUAUAUGUUGUCAUCGGGAAGCAGACAGAGUACAUAGGAUUGAUGACAUACAUGGAGGAGAGACAACUCCUCAACGGCGACUAUUUUGUCGUUGGGGUUCAUUUUGAUCAGUACAACCCUGAAGAUCCAGAGGAAUACAUAAAGGGUGUGCUACAGACGCACGUUGACACGCGCAGUCGCAGAGCCUUUCAGUCUUACAUCGGGAUCAUCAGCUCCGCGCCCGUGUACCCGGCGUUCCAGCACUUCUCGGCGAAGGUAGACAGUUACCUGGAGUCGCCACCGUUCAGCCACCCCAACCCGUUUAAGACGAAGGGACUGGAUGUCCCUCGAAAGAUCAACCAGGGGGCGGCACACCUUUACGACGCAGUCUACCUAUAUGCUCGGGCUGUGCAUCAGGCAGAAGCCAACCACGAUGAUCCACUCAAUGGUCACGUUUUGAUCAAUUACAUGAAAGAGCAGACGUAUCUGAGUGCGAUGGGAUACAUGACGUCGACGGACGAGAAUGCUGACGCGAAAGGCAACUACACGCUAAUUGCGUUCAGUCGGCUUCCGGGAGCGGAAGCGCGAUACGGCCUGACGCCCGUGGGCACGUUCGAGCAUAUGGAGCCAGGCGAGGGUGAAACAAUCGGCCUUCCGGUAAGAUAUCGUCUAAGAAUUUACGACCGCAUCCCGUGGCGCGGUAGGGGGCCGCCAGCCGCCGUGCCAGCGUGCGGCUUCCGUGGCGUGAGCUGUCCGAACAACAACAUCGUGGGUCAGAUCUCUGUGUGAGAGAAGAAGAAGCUGCAGACGAAGAACGUUAACCCUAGCAGCCGCUGGGAGACGCCGCGGCAGCAGCUGUUCAUCGCGGCGAAAUCCCACUAUAUUGAUAACGCGAACUUAUAACGAUAGCGACAACGUCACGUUACCAUGAUUAUUGUGAGACAUAAUUUAAGGUAAGUUGUGAAGAUGUAGAACGCGCUUUGGGAAAGUGUUUACCUAUAGAUGUAAAUAUGAGAGGCAGUGUAGACUUCUUGGAUCCGUAUAGCUAAACAUGAUUAUUUUAUUGUCGUAUAAAUUAUGGAAGAACAGUACCGCCAGUCGAUGCUAUAGUUAAGGUUAUCGUUAUGAUUAAAAACAUGUGAGAACAUUUUACGCUAUACGUGGGUAUGGAGUUCUGACUGUUCUGAUAGCCCGGUGGUAUUAACUAUUGAGUUUAAAUCGCCAUUAUUAAUCCUAUAGUUGUUUCCAACAUGCAGAAACUGGCCUUAUGCUAAUGUAAUUCAUGUCCGUGUAAAAAUUAGAGCUAUGUACUUGUUAUUUGUAAGGGCUUAAUCCUGAUAGUAUCUUAUGCAUUUGAUUAUUAUUGCGCACUACUCAUUGCACUGUACGCUUGAAAAUAAAAUCGGUGAGAUCCAGGUACGCACGUAGCAGUGAAUAUUGAUUGACACCAGCGCAAUCACGUAGUGACACCUUUAAUUUCUCUAUCGCUGUUGAAAUGCCUACAGAAAUUAAGUUAUACGAUUUGUCAAUUGAUUGCACCAGCUAUCAUUUAACGGGAAAUGACCCGUAGGGACGUAGAGUGCAAUUUGCACAUUGUGCGAAUAUUGUCAAGAUAAACGAUAUAUACAUUUUGGGAGUAAAGACGGUUUGAAAGGCGGAACAGGUGGAAUAGGCGCCUGAAAUGUGACGCGCGCUGAUGAAAUGGGGGCAUGUUUAUUGCGCUUGACAAUGUCGACGUUAUUUUCUAUCGUAUUUGAGUUACAUGAUAAAUUCUAACAGCAUUCUAAAGCGAUUUUACCAAAAACGAAAUUAAAAUGUAACGAAAUUACAAUUCGAAGGCGCUGUAACGUUAAAUGACGCUUAUUGUCCAGCCAUUUCAUUAACUCUGUAUAUUCCUGCUGUUCUUCCUCUUGCCAAUAUCCGCCGACCAUUUUCACCGGACCGAAGUUACUGUCGGUGCUAAUUUGUCGGAUAUACACAUUCUAGAGACCUAUAUGCUUGAGUAUAAUGACAUUUUAUGUUAAUGCGAAAUCUAUAUGUGCAUAAUAUAUAGCGCAAACGAAAACGUAUAUGGGCCUUGCCAUUAUUGUACCGGGCAUGAUGAAGUAUUAAUUAUUAUCACCGCUUGUUGAUGAUAAUGGGUUAAAAGUUUAUAAUUGUGGUGUAUAAGAUUAAUAUCGUAGCACAAUUGUGUUGCAGCUUUGGAUGUAUCAGAGUUUUAUUUUCGCAAGUGUGCUGCAUAUUCUUGGAUUGUAAAUAAUAUUUAUUUUGGAAACGGCUUGUAGUGUUUGCAGCAGUACUAAAUGAAUAAAGGAUAUACUGACUCA